AUGAGCAGAUUGACUACAGUUAUCAAGAAGCUAUUAUCAGUAAGUGCUUUGCUCCUCUUCCUGAUCCGUUUUUUUCUACUCCUGGAUUUGUGUCACAGUUUUUAUGUCAGUGUGACGAGAUGUGUAUCCAUUAACAAUCCCCCUUCAUGCCUAGGCAAUAUCUUGUCUUCAGAGUCGCGGCUACUCCGUCUACGAUCUCCCGCUUAUGUCUUUGGAGAUUUUCAUGGGAACAUGGCCGAUCUCCUCACCUUCGCUCGAACGAUGUGGCCUCUAGGGAUGCAUCUGACGCCCGGAACCUUUCUGUUUCUCGGCGACUACGUAGAUCGAGGGAUGUUCGGUCUUGAGCUCCUUGCCUAUAUCUUUGCGCAAAAGAUCAUGCUUCCCGAGAAAGUGUUUCUUUUACGAGGCAACCACGAGGUGAAAGCGGUCAACGGCUUCGACAAAUACUACGGAACGAGCUGCUUCCUCGGCCAGCUCCGCGCUCGCUUCUCCGAGGACAUCGCCAUGGAGAUCUGGACUCGCGCCAACAAGGUGUUCGACUAUCUCCCCAUGGCCGCCACGAUCGACGACGUGAUUUUCUGCGUGCACGGCGGCAUCCCGCGCCCCCUCCAAGGCGAGCAAGCAGCCUCGAUCAACUCCAUCGAUCUGAUUCCCUCGCCGUUCGAACUCACGCCGACGCCCAACCCGCAAGAAAACCCCGAGCUGAAGCAGCUCGUGACGGACCUGCUGUGGUCAGACCCCGCGCAGAACCGGCAGGAAGCGUUUCUGGACCAGAACGGGUUCGGAAUGGGCGAACGCGGACCCGGCGCCGUGUGCUACGGACAGAAAGCCGUGGAGGAGUUCAUUCGCGCCAACGGGCUGUCGCAUAUUCUGAGAGCGCACGAACCGACGGCGAACGGAGUGUCGGUGAGGAAGGGAGCCAAGGUGAUUACCAUCUUCAGCACGUCGAGGGAUCACAAUUAUGAAAAUGCGUUUUGUGGAUGCAUUCUGGUCGAUGGAGAGAAUAUUAUCGCGAUUAAUCACCCGGACGUUAAUGCAGAGCAGCAGCAGCAACAGCAGCAGCAGCAACAGCAGCAGCAGCAACAGCAGCAACAGCAACAGCAGCAACAGCAACAACAGCAACAACAGCAAGUUCUGCUUUGA
Blastocystis hominis is the source of this 1143-nucleotide messenger RNA. RefSeq lists its product as hypothetical. Lineage: Eukaryota; Bigyra; Opalinata; Blastocystidae. Gene Ontology annotation, cellular component: cytoplasm; nucleus. The transcript is spliced from 3 exons. The coding region runs from base 1 to 1143 and encodes 380 amino acids. The record is from RefSeq and is a predicted model, not a curated record. Gene Ontology annotation, molecular function: protein serine/threonine phosphatase activity.